Messenger RNA from Micropterus dolomieu (smallmouth bass), 2261 nucleotides. RefSeq names its product charged multivesicular body protein 1a-like. The record is from RefSeq and is a predicted model, not a curated record. Gene Ontology annotation, biological process: late endosome to vacuole transport; protein transport; endosome transport via multivesicular body sorting pathway. Gene Ontology annotation, cellular component: multivesicular body; ESCRT III complex. The transcript is spliced from 4 exons. The coding region runs from base 1 to 516 and encodes 171 amino acids. Lineage: Eukaryota; Metazoa; Chordata; Actinopteri; Centrarchiformes; Centrarchidae.
AUGGUGUCUUUGUCUCAUCACCAGGCUUUGCAACAGAAAAAUGUGGAAUGUGCCAGAGUUUAUGCGGAGAAUGCUAUCCGGAAAAAAAAUGAAGGCCUUAACUGGCUGCGCAUGGCGUCUCGAGUCGACGCGGUGGCCUCUAAAGUCCAGACUGCUGUCACCAUGAAGGGAGUGUCCAAAACAAUGGGCCAGGUGACCAAGGCCCUGGACAAAGCUCUGAACUCCAUGGAUCUCCAAAAGGUCUCUGCAGUCAUGGAUAAGUUCGAAAGCCAAGUCCAGAACCUGGACGUCCACACCUCAGUGAUGGAGGACUCCAUGAGCUCGGCAAUGACGCUGACCACGCCUCAGGAGCAGGUGGAUGACCUGAUCCACCAAAUAGCAGAGCAGAGCGGCCUGGAGGUGAUGGACCAGCUCAGCCAGCUGCCUGCAGGAGCCACCUCAGUGGGUGCACAGAGCUCACAGAGCCAGGACAAGGAGGACCAGCUGUCUCGACGGUUGGCUGCUCUGCGGAACUGAGGGCUCCUCCAGGAGUUACAGCUGUGUGGAAGCAGACGAGCUUAAUGCCGGCGACAGGAGCUGUGUGUAUUUCUAUUGAACUGUUGAACCUAACAGGAGGACUUAAUGAGCCUAUCGAUUACCAUCCCCCUGCUCUAUAAAUAUACACACACACACACACAGAGGCUAAAAAUACCACCUGAGAAGUCAUGAAUCUCUGGUUCACCUUCUCAUUUCGAUCCAUCUAUUCCUGUUUCUAUCUCCCUCUCUAAUUCCCCAUUGGAUCUCAUUUUACCUUUUGCUUGUUCUCUUUUUCUUUUUUUUUUUUUUCCAAUACCACCACCUCCUCCUCCUCCUCCUCUUCUGGCUACACUCCAGUUCUCAAAUCACACACGUUUGGAUGAAUGCUUUGUACAAAAUAAGAAACCCAUUGUACAAUCUGUAUAAUGUACAGUGGGGAAGAUGAAAAGGUUUUAAUGAGCUGUUAUAGUGAUUAUAAAGGAGUUGGGGAUCCCUGGCUCUCAAAAGGUGCGGGGUGGGUUAAAGAUGUAACUAGAUGUUGUUUUUAAGUUUGGUUGUUUAGUUUUUUUGGCCUCCGUUAGUCAGAAAUGGUUUAAAUGGGUGACUGUGUCGGGAGGAAGGAGACACAAAUUUAAUGGGAAGUUCAGUUUUUGCACUUUGAAGUUUUUUAUGUUUAAAAUAGACAGCGACAUGUUGGAAACACUAACUAAAGAGAAAUGCCUCCUUCCCUCAUCAGAUUCAUCCAAGUAACAACAGCUUCAGCAAUCAUUUCAACACUGUAUACAACAAUGGACAAUCCUCAAACCUUUUGUUUCUCAGUGUCAAAAUGAAUGAUUUCUGUGUUGUACUUUUAUUGCUCAGUCUUUUUUUGCUUCGAACGCCUUAUUUGGGAUGCAGGUGCUUGCAUAGGUGCUUCCCCCGCCAGUGCCUGAAGGACUGUAGAUUAGAGAGCAAAUAGCAAGCAAACUGAAACAGACAUUGGUCAGAACCCAGGAAGAGAAGUUGCUGCCAUGGUAGAUCCAUAUAAAUAAACAGAACAAGGAAUUUUCCAUUCCUCUUCCUGCCAGAUAAGCCUGAGAUGUUUUUGUCUUGGUGUUAGCCAGCUUCACAUCAACACUGGCUGUGAUGAGUGUGAGGUUGCCUGAUCCCUUUUUGGUUUUGGCCACACUGAAACCUCACUCAGAUAUUUUUGGAAGCUUCUCUGUCUCAAAGUAAAGUAAUCGCGCCCACCUGUCUCAGUCCCAUCCCUAACAGUUUCAAGAGAAGACCUCAGUUUAGAGCAGGGAUAUACGUGCUGAAGAGUCAGUUGCUCAUACUAAGUUGCCUUGUGAACCGCUGCAUUUACCUGAAAAGUUCAUUUGUAAGGUUUCAGGUAAAUGCAGGAGAUGUGCUGCAAGAUGGUUUGCAUCAAUAGCAGGUGAUAUUAAAGAAAUAAGAAGAAAAUGUGCAGUCGUAACAGCAUGAGUUGACAAAAGACUGAUUCCUUUUUUUCCCUCUUGCGUUUGGAGAUCAUAGCUGGUUUCGGUGCUUUCUUCUUUGGGCGUUCAAUGUAGACAUCAGUGAGAGGGCAGGCAGGCCGAAGCCAGACCUCCACCUGUGACAGAGCAGCUACACCCUCUGAUAAUGUCUUCAGUUUGUUGUCCAUUUUAAAACAGGGAGGGCUUAUUUAUACUCAAAGUCCGGCAGAUCUUUCAGCACUUUUGUUUUGUAUAUUUAUCUUGUGAAAAUAAAAUCUUGCCCUCUGA